Myripristis murdjan (pinecone soldierfish) is the source of this 3086-nucleotide messenger RNA. RefSeq names its product salvador family WW domain containing protein 1 (gene sav1). Bases 205 to 1425 code for a protein of 406 amino acids. The record is from RefSeq and is a predicted model, not a curated record. NCBI's taxonomy places the organism in Eukaryota, Metazoa, Chordata, Actinopteri, Holocentriformes, Holocentridae. Gene Ontology annotation, cellular component: cytosol. The transcript is spliced from 5 exons. Gene Ontology annotation, molecular function: protein binding; molecular adaptor activity. Gene Ontology annotation, biological process: positive regulation of apoptotic process; negative regulation of cell population proliferation; hippo signaling.
GGAGGGCUGCUCAGUGCGGACGGGCUGCUGGACGACGCUCAUCCAGCCGCUAAAGUUAGCCGGCUAACUUGCUGCUAGCCUAUUUACAGUCUAAAAAAUGUACGCUUUCUACGCGUUACAGCUCGAAAGGGACGUCUGCAAACCUCAAGGCAAUGUGCCAUGAAAUUACAGAGCCGCGUUGUUGAUGUUCCCUAGGCUUGAGUUAUGCUCUCACGAAAGAAAAGUAAAAACGAAGCGUCGAAACCAGCCGAGGUACACGGGAAAUAUGUGAAGAAGGAAACCUCUCCGCUCCUGAGAAAUCUUAUGCCCUCUUUCAUCCGCCAUGGACCCACUAUUCCCAGACGCACAGAGGUCUCACUGCCAGAGAUGGGCCCAUCUGCCUAUCCCGUGGCACCCAACAGGGAGCCAGUGGUGGCCCGCAACAAGAGUUUCCUCCGCACCCCGGUGCAGAGGCCUCCACACGAGGUGGCCCGAAGAGAGAGCCACCGGAUGUCGGCACCUCCAUACCUGCCCCGCAGCCUGGGAGACCUGCCCCAUGAGUAUGGAGGCUCCUCACAGUCCUUCCUCACAGACGUGAGCCCCAUGUCCGAGAACGGGGACGCUGCCAGAUAUUAUUACCCCCCCGAACCUUACUAUGACAACCAGCAGCACCAGCCGCAGCGCCAGCCCAGGAGGGUCCCAGACCGCUUUCCUGAGGACUAUAGAUACUAUGAACACAACGAACACAACUUCCAAAGACUGGCACCACAACACACACCCCCAGCUCCCAGCAGACCCCCUGCAGGCAUAGGUCGAAUACAGGCCAAGUCCCUGGGGAACCUCUCCAGUCUGACGGGAGAGGACCUCCCCCUUCCGGCCGGCUGGACCGUCGACUGGACCAUCCGUGGCAGGAAGUACUACAUCGACCACAACACUAACACUACACACUGGAGCCAUCCUCUGGAGAGGGAAGGGCUCCCUCCUGGCUGGGAGAAGGUGGAGUCGGCCGAGUUCGGGGUUUACUACGUGGACCACAUCAACAAGAGGGCACAGUAUCGUCACCCGUGCGCUCCAAGUGUGCCUCGCUAUGAUCAGCCCCCACCGUUGCCGCCUCCUGUAACCUAUCAGCCCCGGCCCGCAGAGAGGAACCAGCCUGUCCUGGUGCCAGCUAACCCGUACCACACGGCUGAGAUCCCAGACUGGCUGCAGGUGUAUGCCCGCGCCCCGCUCAAGUAUGACCACAUCUUGAAGUGGGAGCUGUUCCAGCUGGUGGACUUGGACACAUACCAGGGUAUGCUGAAGCUGCUGUUCAUGAAGGAGCUGGAACACAUUGUCAAAUCCUACGAGGCGUACCGGCAGGCGCUGCUGUCAGAGGUGGAUGCUCGCAAGCAGCGGCAGCAGUGGUACGCCCAGCAGCCCAACAAAAACUUCAUAGGGAACAUGUGAUUUGUAUGUGUCGCGGGGAAUUCUCGCUGCCUAUAUGGAGCCCGGCCACUCCUCUCUGAGGUUUCUACAGUUUGGGAGCGGUCAGGGUUUCUUUUGAAAUCAUGAUUGACUCUUAAUUGCCUCUUUACCAAACACAUCUGUGCCUUCGCUUGAUCCAAAUAUAUCAGCCAGGAAGUUGAGACGCACAUUGGCUGCGGCUUCGCCAGGGGCCUCUCCCCCCAUGUGACAGUCAAGUUAUGAAUGACCAUGUGACUGGAAAGACAAAAAACACUCAAGUGAAGAAAAAAAAAUUAAAUUUAAUGUGCUGUAUCUCAGAAGAGACAAGAAUGAGUGCCAUUUACAGCCACUGUCCUCAAAACUAAAUUGCUGUAUGGAUUUUUUUUUUUUUUUUUUUUUUUUUUUUUUAAAGACUGAGGGGCAAGUCUGAAAUAUCUGCUCUUGUUCUUUGUUUGACUCUUGAAGAACAUCCCGAGAUUGUGCCUUUUUCAUCAAAAGAGCAGAAUUUUUACAGUGUCUGCUCAUAUCUUGUAUUAAACAGCUACUAUGUCAUUUUUUCCUACAGGAGAAAAGGCAGGCGUCUUCUAAUUUGUUUCCAUAUGAAUUACUUCAUGAAUAUUUUUUCCUUUGCUUUAUUCCUAUUUGUAGCCCCCAUAAAAUGAAACAAUACUCCUUUACAUUCAACAGAAGUGUGUAUUGUAUUCUUUUUUUAUGACAUAUCCUUUAUAAGACAAUCCACCAAAACUUUAACAGAUAUUUAAGUUUUGAUAUGAAAAAUGUCUUUAUUUAAAGACCUUGUUGGAUGAAGCAUCACAUUUGAUGCAGUGGUUUGAGCAUCUCUUGGCUCUCGGCAUUACUGUAAGUCAGGAAUAUUCUUGUGUGUAUAAUGAAACAUAAAUAAGCUACUGGAACUUUUUAAGUUACACUUUCACACUACAGAAGAUGAGUUCAGUUUGCCACAUAAGUGCAGUUUCAUUUUCUGUUUUGUGUUGUUUUUUUUCCGUCUGGAUAUUUCUUGCCUUGGUAUGUAAUGCCUUAUUUUUAUGGACUGACACGGUCUCCUCCGUGCUUAAAGGGAAGGUUCAGGUUUUUGGAAGAAAAUGCCAUUGUUCACUAAUCAAACCUCUUCUCUAGGUAUUCAGGAAGUUUGAAUGCCAGAUUUUUUUUUUUUUUUUUUUUAGCACAAAGAGAUUGGCACCAGUCCCUUACUAACAUUUGUUGGAAAUGACAGUUAUUCCAUAUACUUUCAUAACUAAUAUGUAAUAGCAAGAAUAACAAAUUCAGAUGUUUCACAGGACUUGUAUGUGAGUGAUUGGAAAUCUAAACAUUUUUUUUUUUUAAUAUCCUGAAAGGUUGCCUGAUAAGUGAACAGUAGCUCUCUGAAAGCCCUCAACCUUCUUUUUAAUGUCUGUUGCUAUGCAAGAAGGUCUCAAUCACAUUUUUUCUUCAGAAUGGUGUCACUACUUUGUACAUAUCUAAUUUUGUGGAUUGCAAAUACAGGACAUAAGCAAUAAAGUCUGCUGUGAAGAAAAAUCUGAGGUUAAUGUUGCAGUUUGCUGCUCAUUCCAGACACUGUCACAUGGAGCUUCAAAUUAGAAUAAGUGGCUUUACUAAAAACAAACCUGUAGAAAACAAAUGCAUAAAAAUAAAUACUGCCACCAAAU